Molecule: messenger RNA, 5168 nt
Organism: Microtus ochrogaster (prairie vole)
Lineage: Eukaryota; Metazoa; Chordata; Mammalia; Rodentia; Cricetidae
Gene: Fnbp1
Product: formin binding protein 1
Biological process (GO): signal transduction; endocytosis
Molecular function (GO): protein binding
Source: RefSeq, a predicted model, not a curated record
GGUGCGGGGCGGGCGCGCUGCGGCGGUCGCUGCUGCUGCUUCCUCGGGCCAUUUUGCUCCGCGCGAAGAGACGAGAGGUGUAGAGCAGGGCUAGAGGAGGCGCGGACCAGAGGAAACGGCAGGCGGCGGGCUUCCCGCAUUCGCAGUGUCCGGAGGGGCUCAGCGAUCGCCGGCGAAGGGGGUCGGGGGCCCUUUCCCGGUCCCUGCAUCAUGAGCUGGGGCACCGAGCUCUGGGAUCAGUUUGACAACUUAGAAAAACAUACACAGUGGGGAAUCGACAUUCUUGAAAAGUACAUCAAGUUUGUCAAGGAGAGAACCGACAUUGAGCUCAGCUAUGCCAAGCAGCUCAGGAAUCUUUCAAAGAAGUACCAACCCAAGAAGAACUCGAAGGAAGAAGAAGAAUACAAGUACACGGCAUGCAAAGCGUUUCUUUCCACCCUGAAUGAGAUGAAUGACUAUGCCGGGCAGCAUGAGGUCAUCUCCGAGAACAUGACAUCACAGAUCACGGUGGACCUGAUGCGCUACGUGCAGGAGCUGAAGCAGGAGAGGAAAUCGAACUUCCAUGAUGGACGGAAGGCCCAGCAGCACAUCGAGACAUGCUGGAAGCAACUGGAGUCGAGUAAGAGGCGCUUCGAGCGGGACUGCAAGGAGGCCGACCGCGCCCAGCAGUACUUCGAGAAGAUGGACGCUGACAUCAAUGUGACCAAAGCCGACGUGGAAAAGGCGCGGCAGCAAGCUCAAUUACGUCACCAAAUGGCAGAGGACAGCAAAGCCGAUUACUCCUCGAUCCUGCAGAGAUUCAACCAGGAGCAGUGGGAAUACUACCACACCCACAUUCCCAACAUCUUCCAGAAAAUCCAAGAGAUGGAAGAAAGGCGGAUUGUGCGCAUCGGAGAGUCCAUGAAGACAUACGCGGAGGUGGAUCGGCAGGUGAUACCCAUCAUCGGGAAAUGCCUGGACGGGAUAGUGAAGGCGGCCGAGUCUAUCGACCAGAAAAAUGACUCGCAGCUGGUCGUAGAAGCCUACAAGUCAGGGUUCGAGCCUCCUGGAGACAUUGAAUUCGAAGACUACACCCAGCCGAUGAAACGCACGGUGUCAGAAAACAGCCUCUCCAGCUCAAAAGAAGGCAAGCCAGAGCUCAAGUUUGGCGGCAAGUCCAGAGGCAAGCUGUGGCCAUUCAUCAAGAAAAACAAGCUUGUGUCCCUUUUAACAUCCCCCCAUCAGCCUCCCCCUCCUCCCCCUGCCUCUGCCUCACCCUCUGCUGUUCCCAACGGCCCCCAGUCUCCCAAGCAGCAAAAGGAACCCCUCUCCCACCGCUUCAACGAGUUCAUGACCUCCAAACCCAAAAUCCACUGCUUCCGGAGCCUAAAGCGUGGGCUUUCUCUCAAGCUGGGUGCCACACCAGAAGACUUCAGCAACCUCCCACCUGAGCAGAGAAGGAAAAAGCUGCAGCAGAAAGUGGAUGAUCUCAAUAAAGAGAUCCAAAAGGAGACGGAUCAGAGGGACGCUAUCACCAAAAUGAAAGACGUGUACCUAAAGAACCCUCAGAUGGGAGACCCGGCCAGCUUGGACCACAAACUUGCUGAAGUCACCCAGAACAUAGAGAGACUGCGGCUGGAGACACAGAAGUUUGAGGCCUGGCUGGCUGAGGUGGAGGGCAGACUCCCAGCACGGAGUGAACAGGCACGCCGGCAGAGUGGGAUGUAUGAUGGUCAGACACACCAGACAGUCACUAACUGCGCCCAGGACCGGGAGAGCAGCCCAGAUGGUAGUUACACAGAAGAGCAAAGCCAAGAGAGCGAGCUCAAGGUGCUGGCCACAGAUUUUGAUGAUGAAUUUGAUGAUGAGGAGCCACUUCCUGCCAUAGGGACCUGCAAGGCCCUCUACACAUUUGAAGGUCAGAAUGAGGGCACCAUUUCCGUGGUGGAAGGAGAGACGCUGAGUGUGAUCGAGGAGGACAAGGGCGAUGGGUGGACUCGCAUCCGCAGAAAUGAAGACGAGGAGGGCUAUGUCCCUACUUCCUACGUCGAAGUCUAUUUAGACAAAAACGCCAAAGGUGCUAAGACUUAUAUUUAAUCCACUUAAAACAAAUACAAAAACCCUUAAAAGCAUUGGAGCUGUCUCUCCCAACCGCUUUGGCUGCCGUAGGCCUUCAAGAGGCCAGCAGAGAGCAAGUGAUACAGACACUCGGGGAACUGGGGGCAUCUCGUGCCUGAGUUUGCUUGUCCCCCUUGGCUGUGUGCAGAGCUGCCCCGGCCUGCUUACAACUGUGCUGUCUGGAAUCUCAUCAGUGUUUCCAUUCCUUUCAACAAAAAUAUGUAGAUUUUUAAAAUGUGUGGUGGUGGUUCAUACCUAUAAUCCCAGCACUCAGGAGGCUGAGUAAGGAGCAUCCCACCGAGUUUCAGGCUAGCCUCGGCUACACAGUAAGACUCAGUAGAAAUUAAGUAAAUGAACGUUAACAUUUGUUAUUUCAUCAAUGGAACUGAGUAAUGUCUCCCAGCCCUUUAGUAAAGAUGAUAACAUUUUCUUAGUGCCCAUGUCGAGUGUCCUUACAGUUGCUGCUCAGGCCCUUUUGUUGUCUGAGUGUCCCAAACAACCAAGAUAUGUCCAGAAAGGUGUGCUCCUUGAGCGAUUUAACUCUGACAUGACAUGACAGUCUUCUGGCUCCACCCGGCGGCCUCAGUCGAUGGUGGGGUGCCUUCAAGCUGGUGAGGCAGGUGUACAGCAGCUAGUUGCCCAACACCCUGGGGUCGUGAUGUUUCCAUACUCGGUUCUCUUCCUGCCAGAAGGUUUGCCGUGAGCAGAACCUGGUGUACCACUGCACGCAACAACCCUGCAAGUCCCUUUUUAAGAGGAAGGGUUUUUUUUGUUUGUUUGUUUUUUUAAUCUUUGGCAACUAUAAGACCCAAAGUUUGAACUUCCUAGGCAUCAUUUGUGGUUUCUGGCACAUUUGAUCUGGCUAACUACAGUCAGAAUAAAAUAAACAGUCUCCGUGUUCUAAAGGAAUCUGGGCCAUGCGGGAAUUUGCAUUUUUAAGUCAGUGCUGAUACUGGAGGGGAGAGAGUGGGAUUGGUGAUAUCCAGAAGUGGUCCAGGAUUGAACUGUGUCCAUCAUGACCUCAAAGUCACCAGGGAGCUCCAUCCAUCCACAUCUGAUCCUUUUGUUGUUGUUGUUGGAGACAGGGUUUCUCUGUGUAUUUCUGACCAUCCUGGAACACGCAUUCUGUAGUCCAGCCUGGCCUUGAAUUCAGAGACCCACCUGCCUCUACCUCCCAAGUGCUGGGAUAAAAGCAUGUGCCACCACCGCCUGGCUCACAUCUGGUCCUUCCUGUUUGACUUUGGAAAUUAUUUACAUCUUAUUAAGCACAAAAUAGAUCUUUGCCUCUAUAUUAGGGGCUCAUUUUAAUAAGCUGUUUUGUUUGUUUGUUUGUUUUUAUUGUGGUUGGGGAUGGGAUCAGGCCGUGUGCUCGCUGGCAGAUUCACUACCACUGAGUUGUAGCCCCUGCAAUGACUCUAAAAGUGACAGCUAUACCUCUGUCUGGGCUCAGGAACCUGAAACAGUUUCAAGAUUCUGGCAAUGAUUUCUCCUGAAUUUCACAAGGGCCUGUGAAGUGUCAUUGAGCAAGCUGUACUUACCAACCGCCUGGCUCUUAAAGACUUUUUUACUUUUUUUUUUUUUUUUUAGCCAGUGUCUUGCUAUUAGCCAGUGUCUUGCUAUGGAACCCAGGCUAGCCUUGAACUCUGUCUCCCUGUCUCAGUCUUGUGAUUGCUAUGCUAAAGACAAUAUUUUGAAGUAGUGAUGGGCUCUUGGCAGUUACAAAGGUGGCACAAAGGGUCCCAUGCCCUCUCCAAGGCCCCAGCAGCCAUACCUCACAGUCUAGUACAGUCUCAGAAAUAGGAAGCUGCCCCAGCCCACCUGACAUUCAGUGCACGUUAAUUUUGUAAUUCGUGUUUCGUGUAACUUUCGCUGUCACAGUGUAUUCAAAGUCAAUCAUCCCGGGGCCCCUUCAGGUGAACAGCUUGCUGGGUUGAAAUGGAGGGGUUUCCCUUGUGUAAGUUAGGGUGGUCACAGUUUUAAGUGUGUGUUGCUAAACCGAACCCUAGCAUCCUAACAUGAAUGGGCCCAACACUGUCUGCGCUGAGUGAUACUGGAUAGCUCCCGCCUCCUUAGUGGUAAUGAUAGAAAUUCCUCCUAUAGUCUGCUGUCCGAAAAGGGAGAUUGGAGAUGUGGUUAGGGGAAGAUGGCUCAGCAGAGACAGGCAUCUGUCCCCAAGCCUGGGUCUCACAUGGCUGAAGCAAAGGACCACCUCCCAAGAGUUGACCUCUGACUUUCCUAUGCCAUGACACAUGUGCUUACCCACACAAAGCAAGCACAACUCAGUGUAAGAACCCAGAGAGCAGGGCGGUGGGGGCACACGCCUGUAACCCCAGCCCGAUCUCUGUGAGGUCAAGGCUGGCCUGAAACGGCCAGCCAGGGCUACAUAGUGAGACCUUGUCUCAAAACAACAGAAAAUAAAUAAAUAAAUGCAUAGAGGGAGAGAUGAGCUGUCUGUAGCUUUUUCCUGUUAUUUGGAAGGUAUAUCUGAGAUUAACAGUCACCUGGGAGCUAUCCCCAGCCUGGGGGCAAGUAUCAUCCCACCUAGCCUCUCCCAAACCUUGUUCCCCAUGCUCCAAACCCCUACAAGUCCAGUUGCUGCUCCCCAACUCCCAAGAAUUCAAAGCAGCUCUUGGGUUUUUUGGGGAGGGGGGUUCCAAACAGGACCUGGAACUUGCUCUGUAAACCAGGCCAGCCUCAAACACAGAGACUUGACUGCCUCUGCCUCCGGGAUUAAAGGUGUGUGCCCGCCACUGCCCAGCUGCACCUUCUGGAUUUUUAUAAAAGAAUGCCAGGGCACUUUCUGUAUAUGUGUGUGGUAUCUAUGACAUACUUAAUCAUUGCCAAAAUCCUAGAUUACUCUGAGUCUCGUGGGGUAAUGUUGCUUUUUACAUCACCUUCAUUGAACACGCCCAUAAUCCUGCCCCGCAGGGGAUAUUUGUAUAUAUUGCAAUUUGAAAACUAAACAGAUUCUUUGAAUAGUGUUGUUUUAGUCUUUUACCUAUCUGAUUUAUUUGUUAUUCUUCUGCCUAACCACUUUUUGUUUUUAUAACUAUUGGGGAGGCCCGAGGACU